This is a messenger RNA of Asterias rubens (European starfish), 3071 nucleotides long. Its product is annotated as conserved oligomeric Golgi complex subunit 8-like. The transcript has 13 exons. NCBI's taxonomy places the organism in Eukaryota, Metazoa, Echinodermata, Asteroidea, Forcipulatida, Asteriidae. The coding region runs from base 4 to 1962 and encodes 652 amino acids. Gene Ontology annotation, biological process: intra-Golgi vesicle-mediated transport. The record is from RefSeq and is a predicted model, not a curated record. Gene Ontology annotation, cellular component: COG complex.
AAGAUGGCGGCCUCCAUUGACGUGGAAGAUGAAACUAUCCUCGCAUCAGUUUUUAAAGAUGUCUUCCCAGAUUCCUGGAGAGAGAACCCAGACUUUGCACUUUAUCUUGCUGAACUCAGUUCAUAUGGAGUGGAUAAACUCAACCGUGAGCCAGAUCGUCUGGCAGAGGAGAGAUCUCAGAUCUUACAACAAACUCAAGAGUUAGCUUUCCAUAACUACAAGACUUUCAUUGAAACAGCAGAAUGCUCCAAAGAAAUAGUGGAAGAUUUCAACUUUGUGGAGAAACAUGUCAACAGUCUGCUGGUCAAACUGCCGUCUUUUUCAGAAGAUUGCAACAAGUUCAUGAAAGAGGCUCAACAAAUUAGCAUAAGCCGUCGAAUGAACAACCUGACGCUGACCAAACACACUCAACUGUUGGAGAUCCUUGAGAUUCCUCAGUUAAUGGAUACCUGUGUACGCAAUAGUUACUAUGAAGAAGCUUUGGAGUUAUCUGGAUAUGUGAAGCGACUGGAGAAGAAACAUACAAAUAUCCCAGUGAUUCAGGACAUAGUGAAUGAAGUUAAAGGGUCCACCCAACUCAUGUUGAACCAAAUGUUACAACAAUUACGUACUAACAUCCAGCUACCAGCUUGCUUACGUUUGAUCGGCUACCUACGACGCAUGGAUCUAUUCAGUGAGAGUGAACUGAGGAUUAAGUUCCUUCAGGCUCGAGAUACUUGGUUCCAAGGAAUCCUGGCUUCCAUUGCUAAGGAAGAUGCUUACUUUCACAUAACGAAGGUUAUUGAAGUGAGUCGGGUCCAUCUCUUUGACAUCAUCACUCAGUAUCGAGCAAUCUUCUCAGAUGAUGAUCCAGUGCUGUCUUCCAGUCCGGAUUCAGCUACCAAUGAGGGCGCCCUCUUCCAUGGAUGGGUCGGACAGAAGGUGUCACAAUUCCUGAGUUCAUUAGAGACUGAUCUUACAAGGGGUGUAGGUGGUCGUCUUGACUCCCUUCUAGGUCAAUGCAUGUACUUCGGUCUUUCCUUCAGUCGAGUUGGGGCUGACUUUCGAGGACUGCUUUCACCGUUGUUUCAAGAAGCUGCUUUGAGGGGAUUUACGACGGCCCUGGACGAAGGAACCAAAAGGUUUGCAGAGGCCAUGCAUUCCUACACAUUGAUAGCCACUCCAUCAUUGUCAUCUAGCACUCUGGUCUCUGGUACGAUGCAGGGUGAUAAGAGUUUAGCCCCGCCCACAGUGUUAAUGGACCACGCCCCUCUUGCAAUGUAUACUAACGCUGUAUUAAGUGCCUUCAAUGAUCUGAGGUUAUGUGCACCUGUAGCAUUAGCUCAAGAUGUAGCCACAGCACUCAACCAUUCUUUGGAAAGAGUCGUCCAAACAACUCUGGCGUACCACAGAGCUGAGGAGAGCACAUUCAAUGACAAAGAGAGAGAUUUCUUCUCUACGUUUUGUCAAAUGACGGCCAGCGAACUUCUCCCCUACCUCAACCAUUGUCUUCAGGCCCUGUUUCCCAUGGCAACCAUUGCACAGACACUAGGAGUAACUGUGGCAGACUUACAGAAAAUGGGCAACAUUGGAACCCUUGAUGUCAGCAGUCUUACUGAGCCUUUGAAACCACUCCUGCCACCAGAACCUGAAAUACAAGAACCAGACUCUCCAGAACCACAAGAUUCUUCAGAGGCAGUUUCAGAUAGUAGUCCUCUUCGCCAUCAAUCAUCUGACGAUGUUGCCAUGGAAACACCAGAAACACAAAACAAAACAGAGGAUCCGCUGCCGGAGGAAACUCAAGAAGAUAACUUUGAGAAGGAUGCAACAAAUAAUCAUGGUCAAUCAUCAGAUGCUAUUGUCAUAGAAACAGCAGAAACACAAAGCACUGAGGAGGAUGCAGCGGGAACAGAGACUCCCGAGAAGCCGGUAGAGAAUGAAAUGCGAGAAGUCAACAAGUUUUACUUAGAGGAAGAAACGUGAUUGGGACGUUUUAAACAUUGCAGUAAAAGAAACAUUGAAUUUAUCUGAAACAGCCGUUUAAAGGCUCUGGACACUAUUGGUAAUUACUAAAAAUAAUUGUUAGCAUACAAAAUUACUUGAUAGGAGCAGUGGAGAGUUAAUGAUGGUAUUACAAAUUGUGAGAAACGGUUCCCUCUGAAGUAAAAUAGUUUUUGAGAGAGAAGUAAUUUCUCACUAAAAUAUUUGAAUUUAAGAGACCUCAGCUGAGUAUUCAAAUUCAAGGCGUCUGAACGCGCACAACUUGUGGACAAGGGUUUUUUUGGUUCUAUUAUUCUCUCUAAACUUCGACUACCAAUUGAGUCAAAAUUUUCACAGGUUUGUUAUUUUAUGCAUAAUGUUGAGAUACACCAAGUGAGAAGACUGGUCUUAGACAAUAACCAAAGAUGUCCAGUGGCUUGAAUAAUCUCUUCUUAAAAGAAGGGGACUAAACUUGCAGACUGUUCACACUUAGUAAAACACAUGUCCCAAACCAUGGAGCCAUGUCACACAGAGUCAUAAGCUCUAUGAAAAUUAGGCCCUGGUUUCAGAGUUCUUAGAGUGUCACUUAUACAACUAACCGUAUAGCGCCCUCUGUUGUUUACUACCAUGCUGUUUGAUAAUUAUAACUUGUGCCCUGCAGGAUCAAAGUAUUUCUGAGAUUCAUAAAACAUAAUGAAGACCACUACAAUUACAAUAGACAUGCUUUGGGUUUGUGCAGUUUUGCUAUUCCCUGCAUUUUGUUACUUAUUCAUAAAAUUAUUACUUUCGAUACAUGUUGUCAGGAUGAAUACUUAAGAUCUUUCUUAAACUAAUAUUGUUAUAAAGGCCUAAUAAUGUGUAUAAGCUAUAUUGUAUACUGUACUUGAGUGUGUAUUUUAAAUAAUUGUCUUAACAAAAUUGCACUUGAAGGAUAUCAAAACACAGUGUCAUUUUACACCAUUUAGAGGUUACAGACUUAUAAUGGAUCAUCUAUUGGUAGAUGAGGGGAUCACACAACUGAAUUAUGUCUCUCGAGUCCCUUAAAGGCAGUGGACACUAUUGGUAAUUACUCAAAAUAAUUAUUAACAUAAAACCUUUCUUGGUGACGAGUA